Messenger RNA from Knipowitschia caucasica, 3198 nucleotides. The record is from the annotation of a GenBank genome assembly. NCBI's taxonomy places the organism in Eukaryota, Metazoa, Chordata, Actinopteri, Gobiiformes, Gobiidae.
AUGAGCACCUGGUGGCGCUUCGCCGCUGCUCGCACAGUUCUGCUGAAGGCAACACUGCUGUGGAGAGGCACCAUUCAUCUCAAUAUUGAAGUUUACAGCGGGAAAGUUUGGACCGCUCUCGCUGACCUUACUACUUUGUGUUUACGGGAUGCCUGUGGUCAGUCCGGACAGGUAACCAGGAGCACCGCUGUGGUCAUGGCCUGCUCUGUUCUGCAGCUCCUCCUCGUCUCAUCACUUGCAGUUCUGACGACCGCGUCUGCCCCGGACAAUCCGGACCAUGAGUGGCACUUUAACCCAGCUCAGUGUCGUUAUGCUUUGGGGAUGGAGGACGGGACCAUCCCAGACUCGGACGUCAGCGCCUCGAGUGCCUGGUCCGACUCUACUGAGGCUAAACAUGGGAGGCUGAGCACCGGAGAGGGCGAUGGAGCCUGGUGUCCCGCUGGAGCUGUCUUUCCCACCGGGUCAGAGUAUCUUCAGGUGGACCUGCGGAAGCUUCAUUUCGUGGCUCUGGUUGGGACUCAGGGCCGCCACGCUGAUGGACACGGCCGAGAGUUUGCCCGUAGUUACAGACUGCGCUAUUCCAGAGAUGGAGUCAAAUGGAUCACCUGGAGGGACCGCUGGGGCACAGAUGUAGUGCAGGGGAAUGAGAACACCUAUGAUGUCGUGUUGAAGGAUCUGGGUCCUCCGAUUGUCGCUCGUAUGAUUCGCUUCCACCCGUUGUCUGACCGCGUGAUGAGCGUUUGUCUCCGGGUGGAGCUCUAUGGCUGUGUUUGGACCGAUGGACUGAAGGCCUACACAGCUCCUGUGGGUCACGUCAUGCACCUCUCAGGAAUGCCCAUUUACCUCAACGACUCCAACUACGAUGGAAGCACAGAGCAAGGGGUGCAGUUUGGAGGCCUGGGGCAGCUGUGUGACGGGGUCCUGGGAGGAGAUGACUUCAUCGAGACUAAAGAGCUGCGUGUGUGGCCUGGGUACGAUUACCUGGGCUGGAGCCGCGAGGCGCUCGGUCAGCCCAGUGUGGACAUCGAGUUCCACUUUGAGAAACCCAGAGUCUUCCACAGCAUGCAGGUCCACAGUAACAACCGUCACACCCAGGGAGUGCGUGUGUUCAGUAAAGUGGAGUGUCUGUUUAAGCCUGGCCUGCUGAAGCCCUGGUCCUCCCCCAGCCUCAGCCUCCCAGUCCCCCUCGACGACCUAAAGGACCCCUCCUCCCGUCCCGUCACCUUGCCUCUCAAGUCUCAGGCCGCGCAGAUCCUCCGCUGCAAGUUUUUCUUUGCGGACCGCUGGCUCCUCAUUAGCGAGAUAUCUUUUCUCUCAGAGCCUUUUGACGCAGCUCUGUCGGAGGCAUUUUCGGUUCCUCCUAUUCUUCCAGAGAUCCCGUAUUUCAACAGUUCUUCUCUUCCGCCCAUUACCCCGAGUUCUCCCACUCCCACGAACUCCUCCUUCAACACCACCCGGACUAAUGACACUUCCAGCACCAGCUUCAGCACGGAGCCCCCCGAUAACUGGACUCUUGCAGAUUUUGCCGCUGUAUCACCUAAGGCCGGGCUUCCAGUUGCCAAAGACGACAGCAGUAACACGGCCAUCCUGAUUGGCUGCCUCGUCGGGAUCAUCCUUUUGCUAUUGGCCGUAAUUGCCGUCAUUCUCUGGAGGCAGUACUGGAAAAAGAUCCUUGGCAAGGCGCAGAACAGUCUGUCAGGUGAUGAGCUGCGCGUGCACCUCUCUGUUCCCUCGGAGCACGUGGUCAUUAACAACACUCACAGUUACUCCAGUCGGUACCAGCGCAUCCACACGUUCCCCGACGACCCUGAGCGCGAGGCUGAAGGAGAGUACCAGGAGCCCAGUGCACUGCUGCGGCCACGCGACCAGAGCCGGGACAGCACCGCCUUGCUGCUAAACAACCCGGCCUAUCACCUGCUCCUGUCAGAUCACAGGAAAGGCUCCAGACCCGCAGUGGCCCCCAGCGCCUCGCGGGCCCCCAAAAAGAGCCUGAAUGUGUCCCCGGCUCAGGCCUGUGCCCUGGACCUGGAGCUGGAGAAAGGUUUUCCUCUGUGCCGCGAGGAGCCGCCUCCGUACCCGGGCGCCCCCCCAUACCCGGCUCUGUCCCCGCCCGUGUCCCCGCCGAUGCCCCCCAGUGUCCCGCACUACGCAGAGGCCGACAUUGUAAGCCUGCAGGGCGUCAGCGGCAACAACACCUACGCCGUGCCCGCCCUGAGCUCCUCCAGCCCCGGGGCAGACGCGACUCCGUUGCCUGAGUUGCCACGACACUGCCUCAUAUUCAAGGAGAAACUAGGAGAGGGCCAGUUUGGAGAGGUGCAUCUGUGUGAAAUCGAGAACCCUCAGGACCUUCCAAUCCUGGAGUUCCCCUUCAACGUAAGGAAAGGGCGCCCUCUUCUGGUCGCCGUGAAAAUACUGCGCCCAGAUGCCUCCAAAAAUGCCAGAAAUGACUUCCUGAAGGAGGUGAAGAUCCUGUCCAGGCUGAAGGACCCCAACAUCAUCCGUCUGUUGGGGGUGUGUGUCAGCAGUGACCCCUUGUGUAUGGUCACAGAAUACAUGGAGAGCGGAGACUUGAACCAGUAUCUGUCCCAACGAGUGCUGCUGGACAAAUCUGGGCCCUCACACAGCUCGCCCACUGUUAGUUAUCCUGCCCUGAUCUCCAUGGCCAGUCAGAUCGCAUCUGGGAUGAAGUUUCUGUCUUCACUGAACUUUGUGCAUCGAGACUUGGCCACGAGGAACUGCCUGGUGGGCGGGGACAGGGGGGAGGAGGGGGAUGACUGUGGGGGGGAGAGGCAGAUCAAGAUUGCGGACUUUGGCAUGAGCAGAAACCUGUACGCGGGGGACUACUACAGGAUCCAGGGCCGAGCCGUGCUGCCCAUCCGCUGGAUGGCCUGGGAGUGCAUCCUCAUGGGUAAGUUCACCACGGCCAGUGACGUGUGGGCGUUCGGAGUGACUCUGUGGGAGAUGCUGAGCGUGUGUCAGGAGCAGCCGUAUUCAACGCUCACAGACGAACAAGUGAUCGACAACGCAGGAGAGUUCUUCAGAGACCAGGGCAGACAGGUGUAUCUGACGAAGCCGGCGGUCUGUCCCCAGGGCCUCUACGAACUCAUGCUGAGCUGCUGGAACCGGGACUGCAAACUGCGGCCCUCCUUCAGCGACAUCCACUCUUUUCUCACAGAAGACGCCAUGAACAUGGUGUAG